This is a messenger RNA of Caenorhabditis angaria, 2447 nucleotides long. The record is from the annotation of a GenBank genome assembly. NCBI's taxonomy places the organism in Eukaryota, Metazoa, Nematoda, Chromadorea, Rhabditida, Rhabditidae.
AUGGCAUAUAACACCAAACGAUUAUUCAUAUUUCUAUCGGUUUUUGUUACUGUUUAUGUGUUAUUUCCAUCAUCUGGUGAUGGUUUUGAUGAAUCACAACCUGUUGAAUUAGUUGAUAGUAAAAGAAGUAAUAUGAGAAAGUUCAGAACUGCUCAUAGUUUUAUAAAUAGCGUUUAUUAUUAUAAAAAUUCCAAGUCGUAAGUUCUGAUUUUUAUUUAAACUUUACUUUAUUUUUAUUUUUCCCAAUUUCAGCCUUGGUAAAAAUGCAGUGUCUAUAGUUAUGAUAACUGAUCAAUGGAGUCAUAACAUCACCGAUCUCCCAAUUACAAUCCUUGCGAAAAAUUCGACAAAUCAAAUCACAGCAACAACCAGAAAUCAAAUGUGUGUAAAUAAGUUUUUUAAAAAUCAAUUUUACCCCAACUUUAUGAUUUUCUAGCGAUGGGAUGCCAACUUGUCGAUACAUUACAACUGUAGCUUUAACAAAUGUUCUUGAUAAUCCGGAAACUUUAGAAAUUCAAGAUGAAAAUGGAGAGGUCAUGUUGGUAAGUAAUUAGUACAAGAAACAAAAAAAAAAUCAAAAACAUUUGGGUUGGAUAGAUUCCAAGGCAAGAUUGCAAACAUUUGUGAGAUUUUGAGAAAUUCCGAAAAAAUGAAAAUUAUUUUUUAAGUUGGCUUUGGUCAAAAAUGAAAUACGUAGUUUUUGAAAAAUUCUAAAUGUUUCUAAAAUUAAGAAUAACAAUGUUCGAGCCCAAUUUCACAAGCUUGGUGCGAACUAUUUUUGAACUUUUUUUUGGAACUUGUGUAUUUUUUUCACAUUUAAAACAUAAUUUCUUCUAAAACCCUAUCAGAAACCACAAUUUGCAGCUGCCCUUCCAAUAUGCAAAAACAACGGCCCCAAGUAAAGUAAUGAUUUGCAUUUCGCCUCAAUUCGCCGCGGAACAGUGGCAACUUUUUGUAAUGCAUGUACACGCUGCUAAACAGUUUGGAGCACAUAUGCACAUUUAUAUUACUUCAAUAAUCGAAUCGUAUUAUAAAUUAAUGCUGGAAUAUGAAAAAGCGGGUUAUAUAACUCUUGAUAAAUGGAUUCGUAUAAAAUUUCCUGAUCCAAAAAGUGCCUACAUUGAUGCAAAUCCUCACGUUGAAUGGAGAAAUCAAGCAGGCGCCCAAACUGAUUGUCUUAUGAAAUAUAAAGAAGCUGUCGAUUAUAUUGCAUUCUUUGAUAUGGAUGAUAUUCUAUUUCCUAAAUUUGCUAUGAAUUAUUGGGAAGAGUUCAAUUAUAUGUAUAAUGUUCGACCAGAUGCUACAGCUUUAUCAUACGGCCGUCGAGAACAUGAAUUUAUCAAACCUUCAACUCUUGAUGAAUUCAGUUUCAUGGAAAUUGUGGGAAGCUUAAAGUCGUCACCAUUGGUGAAAAGUGGAAAAGUUGUGAUUCGCCCGGAAAACUACAAUUCCACGUGGAUUCAUUUUACAUGGCACCAUCCAAAACAAACCAGGUAUUUUUUCAUUUUUCAAAUUUUUGAAAUUCAAAACUUGUUUCUAGAUUUGAAGUCGAAUCUCCACAUUUGGUUCACGUUCAAAGACCUCUUCAAAAAAAUGGAAAUGAAAAUAUCAAACAAUUGUGGAAGAUGACUUUUGAUCAAUUGAAUGAAACUAUUCGAGAGAUGGAUAUUGUUUCAAUUCAACUGGAUUUUCUGACGUAAGCCAGCCAGAAAAAGCAAUUCUGACUCAAAGAUUUUAUCUAUACAGGUCUAGCUUUUCUUUUGUUUGCCACUUAUUUUCUUUUGAGAAAAAACCUAAUUAUCAGAAAAAUAAUGGGAAAACUUGAAUAAACUAAUUAGGUUAGAGAAAUUUGAGUUGAAUCUGAAAAUCGAAAAAAAGUGAAAAAAAUUGAUUUUUGAUGUUCUUACAAAAUUGGAACAAAAAAAAAUUUUUUAUGACUAUCGUUAGAAAAACACAUUGGACCUGUAUGUAUUUUGGGCUUCAAUCAAUUUCCCAAAACCCAUCCUUUUGUACAGAAAAUAAACAUUUUCUGUUUCAUCUUCUUCACAUUUGUUUCAAUUUCCAAAAAUAUUUGUGACUCUAAGAUUUUAUCUAUAAACAGGUUUCAAAUGUUCAAAUCCUAUCUCAAAAGAUCAGAAAAUUUUUUCAGAAUGAAAAAUAGUUCACAUGUGAUCCAAGAAAUCAAAGAUGGUUUACCUGACAGUGAUUUUUAUUUACCGGUUGUUUUCAAAUGUUACUAUGAUCGAUUCUAUUCUUGGGCUUUUGAUAAAAAAGAAAAACCGGAAGGAACUUGUCCGAAUGCAGAUGAAUGUCAUCUUCCACAACGACCUGAAUAUCCAUGCAUACAUUCCGAUGCAUCAUAUUUUUCUGGACCAAAAAUGACGCCAAUUAGUUAUCACUAUGCAACAGAUAUGGUUUGGACAGAUCAAAUCGGGUGCUAUCAGUAG